Molecule: messenger RNA, 939 nt
Organism: Urocitellus parryii (Arctic ground squirrel)
Lineage: Eukaryota; Metazoa; Chordata; Mammalia; Rodentia; Sciuridae
Product: olfactory receptor 5B2-like
Biological process (GO): G protein-coupled receptor signaling pathway
Cellular component (GO): membrane
Molecular function (GO): olfactory receptor activity; G protein-coupled receptor activity
Source: RefSeq, a predicted model, not a curated record
AUGGACAACUGUACAGAAGUGACACAGUUCAUCCUCCUAGGACUAACCGAUGCCCCAGAACUGCAGGUUCCCCUCUUUAUCAUGUUCACUCUCAUUUACCUCAUCAAUGUCAUCGGGAACCUGGGGAUGAUCAUGUUGAUCCUGCUGGACUCUCGUCUCCACAUYCCCAUGUAUUUUUUCCUCAGUAACCUGUCUCUGGUGGACUUUGGCUAUUCCUCAGYGGUCACUCCCACAGUCAUGGCCRAGUUCCUUACAGAAUACAAGACUGUCUCCUUCAAUGYGUGUGCAACUCAGAUGUUCUUUUUYAUAGCUUUUGCCACUGUGGAAAAUUACCUCUUGGCCUCCAUGGCCUAUGACCGCUAUGUAGCCGUGUGUAAGCCCCUACAUUACACCACGACCUUGACACCAAGUGUAUGUGCUCGUCUGGCCAUAGGAUCCUAUGUCUGUGGCUUCCUGAAUGCCAUAUUUCACAUUUGGGACAUAUUCAGUCUCUCUUUUGGUAAAUCYAACGUGGUYCAUCACUUUUUCUGUGAUGUUCCAGCAGUCAUGGCUCUGUCUUGCUCUGCUGCAYACCUUAGUGAAGUUCUUCUGGUUUUUAUGUCCAGUUUUAAUGUCUUUUUUGCUCUUCUGAUUAUCUUGAUCUCCUAUAUGUUCAUAUUUAUCACUAUCUUGAAGAUGCACUCAGCUCAGGGCCACCAAAAGGCCUUGUCCACCUGUGCCUCCCAUUUCACUGCAGUCACCAUAUUUUAUGGGACAGUCAUCUUCAUGUACUUACAACCCAGCUCCAGUCACUCCAUGGACACAGACAAAAUGGCGUCUGUGUUUUAUACUAUGGUCAUCCCUAUGCUGAACCCUAUGGUGUACAGUAUGAGGAACAAGGAGGUCAAGAGCGCAUUCAGAAAGGUGGUUGAGAAGGUGAAAACUUCUAUGCAAGAUUGA